AAAAGAUUCAGAAAAAAAAAAGAGCGACGCAAAAUAGCAUGAAAUGAAAUAAUCAACCUUUCGCCCUGUCACAGUUGAACCACACAGCCAUGGACAUCCAAAUUCUCACCUGCUGCGGCAUCUGCGCGCCCUCGGAAGAGGAAGAGCGCCAGCCGCUUCUUCCAGAGUAUGACGACGAGACGGCGAUGCAGGCUGCCCUGCACCAAAAACUUCACACCUACCAGAUGCUGCGUGCCCUGUCCAAGGGUUACAUGCCAUCAAACGACCAGGCGAUAGUCAACCUCCGCACACUGUUGGCGUCGGAGCUGCUCAACCCGCCGGCCGACGACGACGACCUGAGCGACUCUGGGCGUGCCGUGCUGCACUAUUCCAAGCAGACCAUCAAUCACCUCAUGGACUUACUGCAGCACAAGAACGCAAAUGACCAGAUUCAGGACUUUAUCUGGUACCUAUCGCAGGCGAGGAUGUCUGUCGAUAUGGAGGACAUUGUCGAGCGGGCUGGUAGGGCACAGGCGCGGGCCAACACAGCUGCUGCCUACAGCAGUGUCAAGACUGUGGGGUCCUUGCUGUUAACCAACUCUGACUUUCGCAUGUUUCUUUCUGAUCUGGGCACCAUCGGCAAGGAGGUCUUUAGCGACACGGCGAUGAAGCUUUCGAGCGUUUCAAAGGAAGUCGCCAAGCAGAUUGAACCUUCAGCCGAGGAGCAGCAGGCCUUGAAGAAGGAAAGUCAGCUUGACGAGACAAAUGGCAAGCCGUCGGGGUCGGACGAUAGUGCAUCUGAUGACAAGCCUAGCAAAGAGAACCUAGAGAGCGAGGUGGCAUCAGUGACCAAAGCGGUCGCCAACGGAGCUACUGAAGUCGUCGGUGAAGCACAGCACAGUCUGGUUGAUCACCUGCAGAGCGAUGAGAAAGAUGCCCUGUUGAACCGUUUACGCAGGACCGUGGCGAACCUCCGCCAGCGCACCGAUUAUUCGGAUUCCGUGUCGACGUUGUCCCUCCUGCUGAAGCGCUACGCUACGGUCUACUCACACGUCGUUGAAGACACUCUCCGAGCUGCUGAUGAGGACGUCAGCGUCAACAGAGAGACUGAUAAAGCACUGAGGAAUUUCUGGUCGCUGAUCAGGUCCUUUGGCGAGGCCAAGGAAUGGGAUGAGCUUGAAAAACGCUUCAAGGUGGUGUAUGAGCAUGGCCGCAGCGACCCUGAAUUCGACGAGCUGGUCCGCCAGAUUGGAAAUGCUGUGCAGGAGCUGCUCGCGGACCCGACAUUCUUCGAGCACGCCGAGGAGCGUUUCCAGUCGCUUCGCAGCCAGUCAAAACAGCUUGCUACCAGAUCAGCCCUUCGAGACGACGUAGAUGCGCUUCUCGCGCAGCUCCAGUCAACUGUCCAGUCUAUCCUCCGCGAUGCCGACGUUUCGCGACUUUUGACAACAGCAGGCAAGGUCUUGAAAAUUCUCUCGCCCAAGAACCAAUACGUCAACACGGAUCUCGUCACAGACUGCAUCAAUGUUUUUGUACCAAUGCUCGUGCAAGGUAUACAGUACGUGCCUAUCCCGCGUCUCGAAGUCUCUACGCCUGACGUGGAUCUCCUUCUGGAGAACUUGAUUCUCGAGCCGGGCAGGACCGUCAACGGGUCUUCCUUCUUGCCCUACAAGCUCCGUGUCGAGACCAAGAAUGAUCUCGAGAUUCGCAAAACCCGCCUGAACCGCACAGCAUCAGCCGUCCAGUCCAUCGUCACCAUCAAGCUCGACGGGCUGUCGAUUGCAGCCAAAGACGUCGGCUUCUGGCUCCGCGUACACUCUGGCCUGCUUCGAUUCUCGGACGAGGGGAUCGCGUCCUUCAGCCUCGACGAGCGCGGCAUCGAUGUUCACAUCGAGGUGGAGGUGGGCAAGGAGAGGCUGGAAAAGAUACUCACUUUGAGGUCCGUCCGGGUCGUCAUCCACCAGCUCGACUACACGCUGCGCAAGAGCAAGUUUGCCCUGGGCGCCUGGGUCAUGAAGCCCUUCGUCCUGCCCCUGAUGAAGAAGACGCUGGAGCUGCAGAUCGCCACGGCCAUCUCGGACUCGCUCCUCGCCGCCAACCGUGAGCUCCUGUUUGCUCGCGAGCGGCUCCGCGCCACGCGGGUCGCGGAUCCGGACAGCCUUUGGACGUUUGUAAAGGCAGUCGGGGCCAGGCUGGUGCCGGAGGACGAUCCGGAUUUGGACGUCCGCGUCGGUGUGACGGAGCCCGGCAAGGGUGUGUUCAAGGGCGUGUAUGCCCCGGGAAGUCUGGUCAAGUUGUGGAACGAGGAGGCUGUGCGGGCUAAAGACCGCAUCAGGGAGCAGAGUGGCGAUGGCUGGAGGAACGACAUCUUUGACGUGCAGACUGUGCCUACGAUGGGAGAUUCUCCGGGAUUGCUUGGUUGAGUGGGUGUGUAUCUUGGGUGGUUUUUUUUUCAUUUACUGCUAGGAACAACAGUACAGUUUUUGUUUUCGACUCUCAGCGUUUUUGGUAUGUCUAACGAAGUAAAAGUUCUACUGAAGCACAAAGCAUGUAGUUUAUCCAGUGUCAUUAGUCCAAGUUGUUCCAAAUUACCAG
Molecule: messenger RNA, 2574 nt
Organism: Pyricularia grisea
Lineage: Eukaryota; Fungi; Ascomycota; Sordariomycetes; Magnaporthales; Pyriculariaceae
Exons: 2
Coding region: 90-2402 (770 amino acids)
Molecular function (GO): lipid binding
Source: RefSeq, a predicted model, not a curated record